AUGAGCUACUCAGUCUCAGCGGCACAAUUAUGGUCACGAAAACUAGCUAUGCAAGCUGAAGAUAUGCAAUUGAGUCAAAAAAAUACGAACAGCCGUAUUUUGAGUAUCAUAGGAGAGAUGAAAGUGCUACAAGAAGCGACGAAUCAAAACAUGGAUCAAAAUUUCAAAUCUGUCACUCAAAAUCACCAUCAAGUUUCGUCCUACAUGUUUCAAACGUUAAACAACUUCCAAACUUAUCUCCAAAAGGUGGUGGAAGAACAACAGAAAACCAACUUGCGCAUGGAAACCCUGGAAAAAAACAUAUUUAAUAUACAAGCUCAACUGGGGUCUAUUCAAACAGAGCAAGAAAACGGGUUUAAACAUUUAGAGAAGCUUAUAAAGGAGUCGACCGCUACUACAAUGGCUGCUACAAUGAAACAAAUGUCAGCAAAAGAACCAAAACGGAAAACCACUACGACUCAUUCAAAACCUGUCCAGGCGAAUCCAACGUCAGCAGCAAAAAGAAACGCAACUUCCAUGAGAAAAAGGGUUUUAGCUUUGGACUUCUUGGCUGAAGAUGACUAUUAA
This is a messenger RNA of Schizosaccharomyces osmophilus, 567 nucleotides long. RefSeq names its product meiotic recombination protein Rec15 (gene rec15). The record is from RefSeq and is a predicted model, not a curated record. Bases 1 to 567 code for a protein of 188 amino acids. Lineage: Eukaryota; Fungi; Ascomycota; Schizosaccharomycetes; Schizosaccharomycetales; Schizosaccharomycetaceae. The transcript is spliced from 2 exons.